AGUGACCUCCUUGUACAUGUAUACUUCACGAACUCAAUUAGUAUUGUUAAGUGACAUCUGAUUUGUUCUGAUCACAAAAAUGGCGACUCUCAACUCUUUUAUAUUGUUAACUCUGAUCAUAGCUGUAUCAGCUGAUAAUAAUAUAAAUACAUCAAACACCGUCGAAACUCCAACUUGGACUACUAAUACUACACUAAGAACAACAGCAACAACUACACCUGGAAUUAUUAUGUCUACUAUAAUAACUACCCAAGCUGAACCAUCAGACUCCAAAGAACCAGAAACAACCGUAGCAACUGCGACACUACCAUCGAAAGAAGAAAAACCAGAAGAUGUCGACGCUCCACAAUCAACAACUACUGAAGAUACAAAAACACCAACAGUUACGCAACAGGAAGCAAUUGAUAACGAAGAAACAGCUACAUGCGCUCUAGAUCAACCUCACAUAGAAGCUUCAACUAAGGAAACCACAACAACUAAGAAAACUACCACUAAAGAAACAACUCCUAAUGCAUCUACAUCUAACGGACCUAUCCCCAAGGAAACAACUUCAAAGGAAUCACCAACUGUAGAGCCAACUCCUCCCAAGGAAACUACCCCUUCCGUGACAGAACCACCCCGGAAACCCUCCCUGAUGCACCGGAUGAAAUUCCACGGCCAACACAACCACCUGACGUCCAUCGAAGAGACGCAUUCUGAAGAAGAGAAGCCGCAGGGCCCCAUCCCCUGCACCUGCGGGGUGUUCCUGAGCGGGCAGUUCAAGCGGGGGUCGAAGGAGCAGCCGAAAGGGGUGCCGGUGCUGACGCAGGAAAUGGACACCCCUUUCAUGAACAACGCGAUGGGCAAUCGGCAGUGCACGAACAAGUGUCUGGAGCUGAUAAUCAAACACCUGCCGAAGAGCGGCGAGAUCAUUUGCGCCACGGUCGAUAGGGAGCACGUCUUCAAAGAAAGAGCCUAUCUGUUCAUCAAGAACCACAGUGACAAAUGGCACGGAACCAAUUUGUCCGCCGGAAGAGAGUUUUGCUGCAGGGAUAAUGAGCCGUACAAGUGUCCUGUCAACUAGGAAAUCGAAAAUAUUGCUUGAAUAUUCAUUCGAAUGAAGACUAUUUAUAAUGAUUUUUAUAUACUUUUAUAUUUAAAUU
This is a messenger RNA of Phaedon cochleariae (mustard beetle), 1142 nucleotides long. The record is from the annotation of a GenBank genome assembly. Lineage: Eukaryota; Metazoa; Arthropoda; Insecta; Coleoptera; Chrysomelidae.